Schizosaccharomyces osmophilus is the source of this 1998-nucleotide messenger RNA. RefSeq names its product DDHD family phospholipase. Bases 1 to 1998 code for a protein of 665 amino acids. Lineage: Eukaryota; Fungi; Ascomycota; Schizosaccharomycetes; Schizosaccharomycetales; Schizosaccharomycetaceae. Gene Ontology annotation, cellular component: cytoplasm. The record is from RefSeq and is a predicted model, not a curated record. Gene Ontology annotation, molecular function: metal ion binding; glycerophospholipase activity. The transcript has 4 exons.
AUGCAAAAACAACCUGAAACAGAACCAAUUCAUCAUGUUCAGUGGUUCUAUUUAUCCAAUUUUGACCUUUACGAUGAAACUUCCUCCAUGGAAACGCCUGAGCCGCAGCGCUGGCGUAAAUUUUUGAAUCAUGACAAUUGCGCGUUGGAAGCAAAAGAUGAAGAAAUUAACACUGCGAGCAUUCAGCAAGAACCUAAUCAAAAAAAUAUAAUUGUGGGAGUAUCGGCUUUACAUGUUGUGAAUUUACCAACGCUGACACUGAAACCCUUGUACUGGCCUAGUAGCCGAAGAAAUGAUACUCUUCGUGUUGUCCGUGGGUUGUGGAUGUAUGAGGAUACUGGGUUGCCAGUGAUCGACGAAUUGGCAGAAAUUUUGGAAGAAGGGUAUCAGCGGAUCAAGCCAUAUAAGAUAAAUUGGGACAAACUAGAAAGUGAUUUGGAAGAUGAAAAUCAAGAGAGAUCAAGUAUUUUCUCUUCUGGAAGACGGAAGCCUUCCAAGGAUGCGAUAAGCCAUAUGCGAUGGCCAUUGAAACCUCCGUCUUCUGGAAAAUAUGUCUUAUAUGAAGAUGGAUAUCGAGCACUCUUAUGCCAAGGAGGGUUGCUUUCUUAUUUUUCGAAAGGAACACAAUCGCAGCGCACCGGUUUGAAAGGAAUUCCGGUAAUUCGAGACUUUCCUAUGAAAGAAGAUGAUGGUUUUCGCGGUUUAAAGCAGGUAACUGAUCUCUUUUUGGUUGUUCACGGAAUUGGUCAGAAAAGAUCUGAAACUGAGGAACGCUAUCAAUUUACCAAAACAUGUAAUAUUUUCCGAUCAUUGAUUCAAAAACAAAAAUUAAUUAUGAAACAAAAUCCUUUAUUAAGAGACGAUUAUGAACCUCAAUUGUUGCCCAUCUGCUGGAGGAACAAGCUUAAUUUUGAUUCGUUUUUUCAGGUUACUGAGGAUGAUGAAAACAGCGACGACGUCGAUGGGAAUAGGUUUCACAUCGAAGAUAUUGAAAUUGACAGUAUACCAACCGUUCGCCGCCUUUUUGGGGAUGUAAUGAGUGAUAUACCUUAUUAUAUGUCUCAUCAUAAAGAAUCUAUCAUUCGCUCUGUCAUUCAAGAAGCAAAUCGAGUCUAUAGUUUAUGGAUAGACUGCAAUCCUUAUUUCAAAGAAAACAAAGGAAGAAUUUUUAUCAUUGGUCAUUCUCUAGGUGCUACCGUCGUGUUUGACAUUUUAUCACUUCAACCUACGUUUGUAAAAGAGCUGAGUCCCGAAGUAGAAGACGAUAAGUUUUUCAAGUUUGACACAAAUGGAUUUUUCUGCUUUGGGGGACCUAUAGGGUUUUUUCUUUUACUGAAUCAAAAAAGCAUAAUCCCUAGGAAAGGACGGGGAUCUAGCCAUUCUGCUGAUAAUGCAAAAUUUACAAGUAAGAAUGUUCCAAAUUCUUAUGCAUAUGCUGGCAAUGAUCGUUAUGGGUGUUUAGCAGUGGAUACUUUUUACAACGUUUUCAACUUUCUCGAUCCUAUAGCCAUGCGCUUGAAUCCUACAGUGGACGUCAAUUAUUCGAAAGGUAUCCUUCCAACUAGACUCAUGUAUUCUCGAAAACCGUCAAGCAUUUUAAGAGUUGUUUCUCGGCCCAAUGACGCACCCAUUCGGCUGGUUAGUUAUCAACAAGCACUAAAUCAAUUGAAAUCUGACGAAAAUGAAAGUUCAUCUGUACUAAUGGAUGCUGAACAAGAUGUUGAACUUCAAACUCGAAAUUUCAAGCAUGAAGAGCGAGCAAAAUGGAGGAUGCAAGAGUUAAACGAGAAUGGCCAAAUCGAUUAUGUCUUUACGAGUCAAAAAGGUAUUAUUUCAAACAAAUAUUUGACGAUGUUAUCCGCCCAUACCAGUUACUGGAAUAAUGAAGACUUGGUCUGUUUUUUGGUUGUUGAAACAGCCCGAAAUUUUGGAAUUGCUAAUUCCGUAGAACAAUUCCGAGGAAAGCGUAUACUUCAAAAUAAUACUUCCUUACAAUAA